Molecule: messenger RNA, 1682 nt
Organism: Culicoides brevitarsis
Lineage: Eukaryota; Metazoa; Arthropoda; Insecta; Diptera; Ceratopogonidae
Product: putative GTP-binding protein 6
Exons: 2
Coding region: 99-1682 (527 amino acids)
Cellular component (GO): cytoplasm
Molecular function (GO): GTP binding; ribosome binding
Source: RefSeq, a predicted model, not a curated record
UGUGAUUGCGUCUGCUGGAACGUACAAAGUUACUGCCGAUCGAACGCUCGAUUGCCAAAUAGCUUGGGUUGAUUCGGAGAAAAAACCAGAAUAGAAAAAUGAUUUCGACCGUUUUUCGUCGUAGUUCGUUAAAUUUAGUAAAAUUAGGAUUAAGAAAUUGUCUCAGGACAACAAGUUUUAGUAUAAAUUUCGAGCGUCACAAACAUUUUGGAGCAACGUCGCUCAAUCGUGGUCAACAUCGAGGCAGAAAAAAGCAAGAAUUUCAAGAAAUUGGCAAAAAAUCCACAAAUUCUGAGGAAAAUGAAGACCAAGAAGAAACAGAAAACAUCAUCGAAACUUUGAAUGACUUGGAAUACGAAAGUCUCGCAAGUAACGCGCUUCACGUUUCCAAUCGGCAAAUCGAGCAACAAGUUUUGGUCGUACAGCCAUACAUUAAAUGGGGUCCUCGCAAGAGCCAAACGAAGCCAGAACACAAAUUAGCGGAGGCAGAAGCUCUCGUAAGGUCGAUUCCGCAAUGGAGUGUCGCCGAAAGUGUAAAAAUUGGUCUGGAAUCGAUGGAUAAAAGGGAAGUUUUUGGUCCAGGACAAUUAAAGGAACUUAAGGCGAUCGUUAGAAAUUCAAGGAAUUCGGAUAAAAAAAUUUCUGCUGUCUUUGUGAGUAAAGGGAUGUUAACGAGACAACAAAAAACGAGUCUGGAAGGGAAGUUUGGAGUGCCAGUACUCGAUAGGUACUCAGUUGUCAUUCAAAUUUUACGAUUGCAUGCCAUUAGUGCCGAAUCCAAAUUGCAAGUAGCAAUGGCUGAAAUUCCCUACAUUUGGUCCCAAAUGCGCGACAGUCCCGACGCCUUCACCAAAGGUCAAUUCAUCUACACCGACGCCCAAAAGGAGAUGCUCAAACAACGUGAACGCCGCAUCAAAGACGAGCUCACACGAAUUCGCAGCCAACGAAAUCUCCUGCGUCGCAAACGUCUCAACAAAAAUUUCCCCAUUAUCGCCGUUGUCGGUUACACAAAUGCCGGCAAGACUUCCCUCAUCAAAACCUUAACGAACGAAUCAUCAAUGCAACCAAAGGACCAACUUUUCGCCACACUCGACGUAACCUCCCACGCAGGCCUUUUGCCAUGCAAACUGAAUGUCAUCUUUAUGGAUACCGUCGGAUUCAUGUCUGACAUUCCCACGGAGCUGAUAGAAUGUUUUGUGGCAACCUUGGAAGACGCCAUACUUGCCGACGUGAUUUUGCACGUGCAAGAUAUCGCCCACGAAAAUUACGAACAGCAGAAAAAACACGUGGAAACGACGUUGCACCAACUUUUGCGCCAAAUUUCGGACAAUCCCGAAGGAAUUAAGUUGCCGCCGAUCAUAAAUGUGGGAAAUAAAGUGGAUUUAUUCACGGGAGACUUGCAGCAAUUCGAAGAUAUGGCAAUUGUUUCGUCAAAAACGCAAGUCGGGAUCAGCGAUUUGUUAAAAACUCUCGAAAAUGCCGUUUUAAUGACGACCGAACGACGAAAAAUGAUCAUUAAAGUGCGUUGUGGCGGCGAGGAAUAUGCCUGGUUGUACAAAAAUACCGCAGUUACCGAAGCGACAGCAGAUCCAAAGAGUGCCGAGCACAUUUUGAUGCACGUAGUUAUCUCUGAACCCGCCUUGCAGCAGUUCAAACAUAAAUUCAUUAACGGACCAAAGUAG